Messenger RNA from Penicillium verhagenii, 1302 nucleotides. Its product is annotated as glutamate 5-kinase. Gene Ontology annotation, molecular function: ATP binding; RNA binding; glutamate 5-kinase activity. Bases 1 to 1302 code for a protein of 433 amino acids. The transcript has 4 exons. Gene Ontology annotation, cellular component: cytosol; cytoplasm. NCBI's taxonomy places the organism in Eukaryota, Fungi, Ascomycota, Eurotiomycetes, Eurotiales, Aspergillaceae. The record is from RefSeq and is a predicted model, not a curated record.
AUGGCCACCCCGGGUCUUACCAUCGUGAUAAAGCUAGGAACGAGUUCUAUUGUCGACGAGAAAACACAUGAGCCUAUUCUAUCCAUUCUCACAACAAUUGUGGAGACGGUAGCAAAACUGCGCAAAGAUGGUCACCGGGUCGUUCUAGUGUCGUCGGGUGCAGUCGGCGUCGGUCUGCGGAGGAUGGACGUUGAAGAAAGACCAACAUAUCUGCCCCGAAUACAGGCACUUGCUGCAGUUGGUCAAUGCCGACUCAUGAGUCUCUGGGAUAAUCUUUUCUCCCACCUUAGAGUCCCCGUGGCUCAGAUCCUUCUGACAAGAAAUGACAUUGCCGAUAAUACUCAAUAUGUCAACGCUCAAAAUACAUUCGAGCAACUUUUUGAUAUGGGCGUCAUUCCCAUUGUUAACGAAAACGACACACUGGCUGUUUCUGAAAUCAAAUUUGGCGACAAUGAUACUCUUUCUGCAAUCACUGCGGCUACGGUCAAGGCUGAUUACCUGUUCUUGAUGACAGACGUAGACUGUCUUUAUACAGCUAACCCGCGCAGCGACCCCAACGCACAGCCGAUUGAGGUUGUCUCUGAUAUCUCUAUGCUAGAGGCUGAUGUUUCAUCUGCCGGAUCAGCCUUGGGCACUGGAGGUAUGAGCACAAAGAUCGUGGCCGCGAAGCUCGGAACAAGCGCUGGCGUGACGACUAUCAUCACCAAGAGCUCAAAGCCCGGAAAUGUUCAUGAGAUUGUGAAGUAUCUGCAAGCGCUACAAAAUAUUGGAAAUCUCGAUGAAGCGGCGGCUGUUGCCAAUAUACCCAAACCUCCUCUUCACACCAGAUUUCUUCCUUCUGAUGCCCCCAUCCAAUCUCGAACAUUCUGGUUACUUCAUGGACUUACGCCUCACGGCUCUUUGUAUAUUGAUACAGGUGCUUACGAAGCACUCCUCAACAAGGCCAGCCUUCUCCCCGCUGGGGUGCUUGGAGUUGAGGGCCAUUUUGGACAACAAGAAGCUGUACGCCUAAUUGUUGUGGAUCGGCCUUCUCCUGAUGCUCUGAAUGGAGACUUCAUCCACCAUGCCCAAGAACCCAAGGAGGUGGGUCGCGCCAUUGUGAACUAUGGAAGCAUUGAGAUCGCACAUAUCAAGGGCCACCGGAGUACGCAGAUUGAGUCAUUACUUGGCUACGCGGAUAGCGAUUAUGUAGCAUUGCGAGAUAAUAUCUCGUUUCACCCCGAAGACCGGCAUAAUCACCCAGUGACCCCAGCAUUAACGCCAGCUCUGGAGGAGUGGAAAUCCCCACGGACAUCGCCAUGA